AUGCGCGUCUCUCGUUCGACUCUCGCCGCUGCGGCUGCCACUACGCUCCCUUUGGCUGCUCAAGCCGCUUCCCUGCAGUCCGUUUGCACUACUUCCAAUGUGAAAAACGCUCUCCCUCUCGAUGUGGCUGAAGGCAUUGAACUCGAUUCCUCGUCUGUCACCACCAACGUGGUCACCAACUACUCCGUCUCCGAUGAGAACUACUUCCCCGACGCUACUUUCGACUUCUGUAACGUGACGCUCGCCUACUCGCACGCUGGCAAGGAUGACCACGUCUUGCUGGAGAUCUGGCUGCCCGCGCCGGAAAAGUUCCAGAACCGUUGGUUGUCGACCGGCGGUGGUGGUUUCGCCAUUAACAGCCAGGAGAGCUCACUCCCUGGUGGUGUUAUGUACGGCGCUGCGGCUGGUCAGACCGAUGCUGGAUUCGGGGGCUUCUCGAACCAACUGGACUCGGUGACCCCGAUUGCGAACGGUACUAACAACCUGGAUGCUAUCUACAUGUUCGGAUACCAGGCUAUUCACGAAUUGAGUCUUAUUGGCAAGGCGUUCACACGUAACUUUUUCUCUGUCGCGGACAAGUCCAAGGUCUACUCUUACUACCAGGGUUGCUCCGAGGGUGGUCGUGACGGUUGGUCCCAGGCGCAGCGGUUCGCUGAGGACCUGGACGGUGUCAUCAUCGGUGCUCCCGCCAUCCGCUAUGGCCAGCAGCAAGUGAAUCACCUGUUCCCUGAUGUUGUCGAGCAGACCAUGGGCUACUACCCACCCACCUGCGAGCUGGAGAAGAUAGUCAACCUGACCAUCGCCGCAUGCGACGGUCUGGAUGGCAAGAAAGACGGCGUCGUCUCCCGCACAGACCUCUGCAAGCUGCACUUCAACAUCAACUCGACCAUCGGCAAGCCCUACUCCUGCGUCGCCUCGUCCAGCACAGAAAUGCUCCGCAAGCGCACCAGCACCACCAGCACUGUCCCCGCGCAGAACGGCACCAUCUCCGCCAAGGGCGCCGCCGUGGCCUCCAAGAUGCUCGACGGCCUGAAAGACUCCCAAGGCCGGCGCGCCUACUUCUGGUACCAGCCCUCCGCCGGCUUCGACGACGGUGACGCCCAGUACAACUACGACACGGGCAAGUGGGAGCUCUCCAUCACCUCCCUGGGAGGCGAAUGGGUCGCCCGCUUCCUUAACCUUGAACAAGCAGAUAACCUCUACUCCCUCGACAACGUCACCUAUGAUACCCUCGUGCAGUGGAUGGAACUCGGCUGGCACCGCUACGAGGACGUCCUGCAAACCACAAACCCAGACCUAACCCCCUUCCAGCAAGCCGGCGGCAAGAUCCUGCACUACCACGGUGAAUCGGACAACUCCAUCCCCCCGGCCUCGUCCGUGCACUACCACGAAUCCGUCCGCAAGAUUAUGUACCCCAACCUUAGCUUCGAGGACAGCAGCAAGGCCCUCGCCGACUGGUACCAACUGUACCUCGUCCCCGGUGCCGCACACUGCUCGCCCAGUACCUCGCAGCCCAACGGGCCGUUCCCGCAGACCAACCUGGCUGUUAUGAUCGACUGGGUUGAGAAAGGCAAUGCUCCGACGACACUGAACGCUACUGUGCUCAGUGGCGAGCAUAAGGGUGAGAAGGGUGAGCUGUGCGCUUGGCCGCAGCGGCCGCAGUGGAAGAAUGGGGAGAUGGAGUGUGUUUUCGACCAGGAGAGUUUCGAGACGUGGCAGUAUGAGUUUGAUGCUUAUAAGCUGCCUUUGUACUAG
Molecule: messenger RNA, 1755 nt
Organism: Aspergillus chevalieri
Lineage: Eukaryota; Fungi; Ascomycota; Eurotiomycetes; Eurotiales; Aspergillaceae
Product: putative tannase
Exons: 1
Coding region: 1-1755 (584 amino acids)
Source: RefSeq, a predicted model, not a curated record